AUGGAUCAGUACAGUGCUAAGGCACUGAUCAUUGCUUUGUCGAUAGUUUCUAGACUAAUUUUUGGUUUCACCCCAUUACUUGUAUCCAGAAAACUGCUAAGCAACAAAUCUACAGAUUCACUGACAUCAAAAACAUCGGAGUAUCUAGUUUCAUUAUGCUUAAGUUUGGGUGGAGGUGUGUUGCUAGCUACCUGUUUUGCUCAUCUGAUACCAGAAGUGAGGGAGAGCCUCAUUGAAAAUUUGCCGGAAGACUAUCAUCAUUAUCCACUUACUGAACUGGUUGUUUGUAUGGGUUUUUUUCUUGUCUACUUUGUUGAAGAGUCUGUAAAGCAUUUUGUUAAAAAACACAAAAAACGCAGUAAAGCAAAAACUACACGACACUGUGACAGACUAUUACAAUGGACAAACAGUGAGUUGACAGCGGUCAAGUCUGCUGAUGAUGUUAAUUCUGUUAGUGUAGAUCAAGGAACUGGAACUCCAGAUUGCCAAAUUGAACAAAAUAAUAAUGAAAUGUCACAUGUACAUAAUUUAAGAAGUCUAUUAGUUGUACUGGCAUUAUCAUUUCAUUCUGUUAUGGAAGGACUAGCUAUUGGCUUGGAAGAAAAUAUGGAAAAUAUGGGUUUCCUGUUUUUAGCUGUUUCUAUCCACGAAUGUACUAUAUUAUUUUGUAUUGGCAUAAAAUUGGUGACUUCGUGUUCAUCUUUGACAAAUAUUGUUUUAAAUAUUGUCGUUCUUACUCUGGUAUCGCCUUUUGGUAUAUUGUUGGGAUUGUUAUUAACAUUAAAUACAUAUGAUUUGGACCAGAAUUAUCAUACAAUUGGAAAUGCAACUUUACAAGGCUUAGCUGCUGGUACAAUCCUAUAUGUUACAUUUUUUGAAGUACUAGAUCGAGAAAGAAAAAAGGACACAGCGCCUGGUUUGCUCAAGUUACUGUUAACUAUGAUUGGAUUUUUUUUUAUGGUUAUGUUAGAAAUUUUUGGUGGACAUACCCAUAAAGAAUUCGAGCAUGAACAUAACAACUGCUCUACACCUCAUAUUCAUGGACCUUAA
Molecule: messenger RNA, 1050 nt
Organism: Macrosiphum euphorbiae (potato aphid)
Lineage: Eukaryota; Metazoa; Arthropoda; Insecta; Hemiptera; Aphididae
Source: the annotation of a GenBank genome assembly